GUUCGGGGCUUUACAUAGUUAUGACCCGUUAUGAAUCAUAGAUAAUUUUACUUUUGCAAUAUUUGUAUAGUUUAAUAAAACAAAAACAUCAAUUUUUAAACAAAAUUUAGUAUAUUUAAUUAAAUUACUACAAAAAUGUUUAGUUGGUUUGAUUCAAAACCUGAUCCCAAAGAAGAACAACGCAAAAUAGAUAGGGAAUUAAGAAAAGUUGAAAGGGAUAUGGAAAGGGAUCGAAGAAAAUUGGAAUUUGAAGAGAAAAAAUUGGAACAAGAGAUAAAGAAGGCAGCAAAAGAGGGCAACAACGAUGCCUGCAAGUCAUUAGCACUACAGUUAGUUCAAUUACGUAAGCAAAAAACAAGAUCUUAUGCAGCAUCAGGAAAAAUUAAAAGUGUUGGCUACCAAAAUAAAGCAAUGGGCGCUAAUUUAAAAUUGGCUGGGGCUAUGAAUGUUGCUGGCAAAACCAUGUCUGAUAUGAACAAGAUAAUGAAACCUGAGCAAAUUGCAGCAAACGUGAAUGCAUUCUCUAGAGAAGCAAUGAAAAUGGAUAUGACCGAAGAAAUGAUUAAUGAUACUUUAGAUGAUAUACUGGAUGAUUCAGAUGAUGAAAAAGAAAGUGCAAACAUUAUCAACAGUGUUUUAGAUGAAAUUGGUAUAGAAAUAAGUGGAAAGAUGCGUCAAGCACCAGAACCUUCUUCUGAUAGAAUUGGGGGCACAUCUAAAGAUAAGAGCCGUGAUAUCUCUGAUGAAGAAUUGAUGGCCCAACUUGCAAAGCUUAGGGGUUGAAUUCAUUUUCAGUACACUUGUUAGUACAUCAUUCCUUGUUCAGGCAAUAUUUACCAAUUUUUUAAAAGAACUAUGCCCUGCUUUUAGAUUAAAUAUUCCUCAAAUUAUGUAGUAUACACACACAGAAAAUGAGUAUUAAAAGUAUUAUUAUCUGUA
Messenger RNA from Agrilus planipennis (emerald ash borer), 939 nucleotides. RefSeq names its product charged multivesicular body protein 2b (gene CHMP2B). The transcript is spliced from 5 exons. Gene Ontology annotation, cellular component: multivesicular body; ESCRT III complex. Lineage: Eukaryota; Metazoa; Arthropoda; Insecta; Coleoptera; Buprestidae. The record is from RefSeq and is a predicted model, not a curated record. Bases 136 to 783 code for a protein of 215 amino acids. Gene Ontology annotation, biological process: protein transport; late endosome to vacuole transport; endosome transport via multivesicular body sorting pathway.